Molecule: messenger RNA, 2424 nt
Organism: Symbiodinium pilosum
Lineage: Eukaryota; Dinophyceae; Suessiales; Symbiodiniaceae
Source: the annotation of a GenBank genome assembly
AUGUUCCAGUGGUUGCAAGACAGUUCGGAUGCACAUGUCAAUCAAGACACCCAUGCCAGUCAAGUGGAAGACCACAUGUACAACCUUUAUGGUCAACGACCUUCCGCCAAAGCCCUGGUGCAGGAGGAGUUGACCACUGAGUUCACGGCGGCGGAACGGGAAAGGUGGUUACACAAAAUCCGUUUGUUACAUGGGGCCACGGGGCAUGGGAGCAAGGACGUUCUCAAACAGGCGUUGGUGAAACGGGGAGUGGACAAGCGAGUGGUCCAACUUGUUGAUGAGUUCCGUUGUAGCGUGUGUGAGGAGCGGAAGCGACCCGCUCCAAGACGAGUGGCCACUCUGGAAGUUCACCCUGAAAGGUGGAAGGUGAUGUUGGCGGAUGGGGCUCAUUGGGUUCAUCCGGGGUCUAAGGUCCGUAAUGUGAUUGGUUUAUACAUGGAUCAAAACAGCCGUUUCCUGGUGGGGAAAGUUUUGGUUCAGCACAAAACCCAUCUUCCGAACGCCGAGACCUACAUCAGGUUCUUCCAGGAACACUGGCAGCAGUAUUUUGGCAAGCCUGAAAUCCUUCGGUAUGAUGCGGAGGGCACUUGGAGAUCUAAAGCUCUUGAUAGUGCUUUCAGUGACAUGGGUAUCAUGCUUGAUCCUGUGCCGGGAGAUGCUCACUGGCAUAUUUCUCCUCUUGAAAGAUCCAUUGCUUGGGUCAAAGAAUGUUUGUCGAAGCUGGCCCUUCAAGAGCCACAGAUGGACACUCAAGCGGCACUGGCAAGUGCGCUCGAAGCUUGGAACAAUCGAGAGGUUGUCCGGGGGUUCUCACCAAGGCAACACGCUCUGGGUCAAGUACCAGACCCCUGUGGGCGGCUGUUCGAGAGCGACGUCAAGGGGCUACCCGUUCACAUGAUGGGGAACCCAGAGGGCGAGAUUGCGCAGCAUCAAAAGCUGCGUGAGGAAGCAGAGGUCGCUUUCACGCGAUGGCAAGCACAGCAGAGAUUGAGCCGAGCCAUAAACUCGAAGGAGCGCAAAAUCCCGGAGUUCGACACAGCUGCAGGGCAAGUGGAGCAACUACGCUUUGCCUCAGAGAGAGAGACGGUGCUGCAUGAGUUCGACAAACCGGUCCAGGUGCCAUGGACCAUGACCGAACUGGCGUCACCGCUGGGCAAGGAAGAGUAUGAAGAUAUCACCAUGGAAGUGCCAAGCACUGAAGAGGUAACCAUCCAUGGCGAGGCACCAGCAUGGCAGGCUCCUCUCCGGCGAGUUCGACACAGACAGCCGGGCAUCCGACAGGAAGCGACAGAAGCCCAGCCAGAGGAGGCACCGCCGCAACGACACCGCAGCCGCUUCUGGAGCACAGAGACGGCCGGCGUGGCCAUCGAGGUGGAGAUGCCGAAGACUCGCCAUGGCUGGCAUCAAGCAGUCCGGGACCUUCCAAACUACUUGGCAAGUGCGCUCAAGAAGAAGAACAUCGAGGUGUAUGAACGGCACAUGGAUCAGGACACUAAGGCAAGGUUCCGCCAGGCGAAGAUGGUGGAGGUCAGAAAGUUUGUGGCCUCCAAGGCUCUGGAAGCACUCCCCCCUGAUAAGCAACCUUCCCGGCAGGAGGCCAUGCGAAUGCGAUGGCUCUUAACCUGGAAGACGGAUCAUGAAGGGGUUCCAUGUAGCACAGUGGAGACCAUGAUGGAGGUUAAUGCUCUCCUGCACAAGAUCAAGGACGCCGCCAGGGAUCCCAUGAUCAUCAGACCACUGGGCUCUCCAGAGGAGGUCACACUGGUGGCGUGGACAGACGCUUCUAACCAGAACCGUAGGAAUGGGGAUAGUACGGCGGGAAUCUUUAUAGGGGCUGCCCACAAAAGAAUUUCCGAGGGUUACAUGUGUGAUGUUAAUCCCAUGUUUUGGUCUUCUAGCAAGAUAGGCCGAGUUUGCAGAUCACCCGGUUCUGCCGAAGCCAGGGCUGCCAUUGACGGGGAAGAUGUCUUGUAUCUUCUUAGGUAUCAAUGGGGUGAACUUUUGGGUAGGAGGCCUAAUCUUAAAGACCCUGAUACGUGUGUUAAACAGACUCCUGGAAUCUUGGUGACUGAUAGCAGAAAUGUUUUUGACCGCAUGCAGCAGCCGUAUAUCUCACCCACAGGAGAGCAGAAGAGAAUCGAUCUCGAAUUGCUCAUGCUCAAAGAGUCUCAACGACGUACCCAGCUGGAGAUUAGAUGGGUGAAUGCACAGGCUAUGUUGGCCAACAGUCUCACAAAGAGGGGAGAAGACCAGCAGUUUAACAGAUAUGUGUCAUGUGGCUUCCGUUGGAAGCUUGUAGAUGAUCCAGAAAUGUUCAGUGGCCGCGAGCGGACCCGAAGGGGACUAGAUGGCCUGGGACUCGAUGAGUCUGCAGAGUUGCAGGAUGUUUCAAUGGCCUUAUGUUCCGGCCAGGAGGCCAUGUAA